UGAGAUCAGUCGGCUGGACCUGGGCCUGAUUGUUGAAGUAUGGAACAAAGGGCUGAUCUGGGACACUAUGGUCGGGACUGUGUGGAUUGCACUUAAGGCCAUCCGGCAGUCUGAUGAGGAAGGACCUGGAGAAUGGUCUACGCUGGAGGCAGAGGUCGUAAUGAAGCAUGAUGAGAUCUGUGGCACCAAAAAGCCAACUCCCCAUAAAAUUUUGCUGGAUACAAGAUUCGAGUUACCUUUUGAUAUCCCUGAGGAGGAAGCCAGAUAUUGGACCAAAAAACUAGAACAGAUAAACUCUUUGGGAGAUCGUGAUGAGUAUUCAUUUUCAGAAGAAGUCCAGAAGAAACCAUUGCCAACUGCUGCCUCCCAGUGUUUCCUGCUGGCAGUAGCAGGUAUGGCUCCUCAUGUAAUGUCAGUCAGGGAAGCUCUCAGCUGAGUGAGCUGGACCAUUACCAUGAAAGCACCCAUGGGUCUGAGCAGGAGGAUGAACACCGGGAAGGGGAAUCCAAUCAUUCCUGUCGCAGCUCUGGCAGCUAUCAGAAGGAUGGCCAGGACUGGCGCA
Messenger RNA from Trachemys scripta elegans, 562 nucleotides. Its product is annotated as protein unc-13 homolog B-like. The record is from RefSeq and is a predicted model, not a curated record. Gene Ontology annotation, biological process: synaptic transmission, glutamatergic; synaptic vesicle maturation; dense core granule priming. Gene Ontology annotation, molecular function: calmodulin binding; diacylglycerol binding; syntaxin-1 binding. Lineage: Eukaryota; Metazoa; Chordata; Testudines; Emydidae. Gene Ontology annotation, cellular component: presynaptic active zone cytoplasmic component; synaptic vesicle membrane; presynaptic membrane.